ACAGUUUAUUCCCUGUAGCUUAAUUAUAUUCGUAAUUUUCCGUUGGAUACUAAUAUCCGAUCAACUAUUCUUCCGGAAUUAUAUUAUAUUGGUACUCUAGAAAAUCGUACCCGUUACCGUACCAAUUUGCUCAGUCUUGCAAAGUUAUAUCCAGACAUUCACUAUGGGUUGUGCGGGAAGUAAAGGCACAUCAACUGUACCACAAAACACUGCCCCAGCAGGAAAAAAUGGGACUGCCACUAAACCAAGCAAGAAUGUAGAACCAGCGGCAGAACCAAAGCCAAAACCAGCGGAAGAAGCCGCAGCUUCCAAGCCUGAAGAUCAAGCAAAACCGGAAUCGUCAACGGGGGAGGUUGAAGCCCCGAAAGAAAGUGAACAGACUGCUACACAAGCACAAGAACCAGAGAAACCAUCGGAGUCGAGUCAAAUCGAACGAAAAUCCGAGCAACCGAAAAAAAUGCAAACGCCACAGAAGGAUGAAGAGUCUGUCGAGUCAGAUCGCAGUAAAGGUGAAGACAAUGUUCCAAAAACACUACUUGAGGAUGCUCAAGAAAUACUCACUAAAUCCACCCCGGAAGCAGAUACAUUUAUGCGCAAUGAUGAACCACAAUCCGGAACAGAUAUAGAAAUUAAAACUCAAGAUUCACAAAGUACAGUCCAUGAUGCGGAUGCUCUAGUUGAUUCAGACGAUUCUAAAAACAAGCAAAGGGCAGACGCCCAGAAACGAGUGGAUGUCCAAGCAGUGACGAAUAAUGUGGAAACAAAAGUUGAACAGGAUAUCAAUGUGGCAGCAGUUGAGGAAAUGUUAGAGGAAACAAUAAUUUCAAAUGAGGAAUCUUACACUCAGUGGCUCUCAGAGAUCCAGGAUGAAGCAGUUGGAGAUGUGGAAGUACAUUCUGAUAAAGAUGAGCAAUCUGCCAAUACGAACAGCUUGACAGAAACCCUAAAUAUUGAAAAUACAAUUCCGGAUAACCAACCUGUUGAAAAUGAACAGAUAAUAAGCGAGGAAAAACAACAGACUAUAUCAGCAGACCAUACUUCUGAGGUUAAAACUUUGGAUGAUGACAAAGAACCCAUCACAACACUGCAAUCCGACAAUAAUAACGAAGCACAUGAUAAUCAAGCUUCAUGUUUGGACAAGCAUGUUGACGAAUCCGCAAUAGAGAUUAACAAUUCGCUGGAAGAAGAUAAUGGUGUUUCAAAACCUCUUGUUAAUCAACAAUUUGAAAUUGGGGAAACAAUUACAACAAUUUCUGAGAAUAUAAAUGACCAAGUAGAGAAAAUAAAAGAAGAAAAUACUGACCUAUUACAAGAACAUGAAUCGGAAAAAAAUGCAAAGGCAAAAUCUACUUCUGACGAUUUAACAAAUGCGGAUCAGCAAAAAGACAUAGCAGCUGAAAUUCCUGAAAAGAAGUCAGAAAUCGACGAUUUUCAAUCAACGCAAAGUGAUUAUGGCAAAUCUGUAACUUUGCAAGAUGACAUUGACGACUCUUCUACUUUGAGAAAACAUGAAGCUGCUAUCUGUACGGCAGAUACUGAUGAAAGCGGGAUAUCAGAAACACCAAAGGAAAUAGAUUCUCUUGUAGAUGGAUCUGUUGCAGAACAAGACCACAACAUGGAAUUUCAAUCUGAAAAUAACAAGCAAUCAGAUAAUGAUCAAGCUAUAGUAUCCGGUAAUAUAUUCAAGAUUAACGAUCACACAGAGAAAGUAAACGACAGUUCACUUGAAGUAGAUAUUCGUGAUGAACAAAUUCUUUCCACCGAACAAGUUAAGGAUGAGGAAACUAUCAAAUCGGUAUCGGAAAAUAUAGAUGACCCAGUGGGGAAAUUAGAGGACAAAAAUACAAACGUGAUAAAAGAAGACGAAUCAGAACAAAAUGAACAAACACAAUCUGUAUCUAUUGAGUCUUUCGACACGAGUCAGCGAACGCCAGAUCUAGCAGUGGACACUUCGGAAACGAAAUCGGAUAACCUGCUUCCUCAAUUGGCGGAAGGUGCUUAUGGCGAAUCUAAAACUUUCAUCGAUUCAAACACAGUUGACGCCUUAUUAUCUCAAGAUACUGAUAAUAAUCAGCCUUCAGAAAAAUCUGAAAACCAGUCCUCUCAGCAGGUCGUUGAAACAAAUUUAUUGAAAGAUGGAUCUGUAGAUGACAAAGUGGACAAAACAUCGAAAAUUCAUGAUGUAGCAAUAAAGGCAAACGAAGAAGAUUUAAAUUCCGAGCAAGUAACUAAAAACAAAGACUUAGAUUCAGAAGGAAAUAGUGUUGUUGCACAAAAGACAGAAAAUGAUGAUAUCAUCAAAUCGUUAUCCGAAGAUAUAAAUGUCGCAGAGGAAAAAUUAAAAGAUAUAAAUACUGACAAAUUGCAAGAGCACCAAACUGAACAAGCAGAAUCUAUCUCUAUCGAGAAAAAUAAUACAAAACAGGAAACAGAGGCGGAAACUUUGGAUAAAGCUGAUGCGAAUUCCACAGAUUUAUCGGAUCCAAAAUCUGAGACAUUCGAGCAGAUCAAGAACAUCGUUAAUUCUAACAAAAUUAAAGUUGAUAUAUCCGGGGAGGCUGAUGUUAUUCAAACUUCGGAAGAACCACAGACCCAUUUAUCACUACAUGAUAGUCAGAGUAUUUUAUCGACAAAUGGAUUUUUAUCUGAAAAAGUCGGGGAAGUGGACGAAAAAUUGAAAGACAGUCAAGCAGGAGUAACGACCGACGAGAAUACUUUAUUAAGUUCAAAUGACGGGCAAGUUUCUCCCAUUACUCAUCUUGUAAAUGAAAACCCCGAAACAGAGGAACAAAGUAGUCAGCUGUCACAAAUAGAUGGUACCGAAACGGUCAACGCUGAACCAGGUUCAUUUUCAUCUGAACAACCACAAUCUAACUCUAUCGAGAAAAAUGAUACAAACCAGGAAACAGAUUCAGCUGAGGAAACUUUGGAAAAACCUGAUGCGAAUUCCACAGAUUUAUCGGAUCCAAAAUCGGAGACAUUCGAGCAGAUCAAAGACAUCGUUGAUUCUAACAAAAUUAACGUUGAUUCAACCAAUGAGGCUGAUGUUAUUCAAACUUUGGAAGAAGCACAGACCCAGUUGUCACAACCUGACAAUCAGAAUAUUUUAUCGACAAAUGGAUUUAUAUCUGAAAAAGACAACUUUCCAUUAGAUUUGAACGAUAUUGUUUAUGUGCACAUAGUCGAGGAAGUGGACGAAAAUUUGAAAGAUAGUGAGAAAGCAGCAGUAACGAUUGACCAGAGUACUAUAGUAUCUUCAAAGGAUGAGGAGGUUAUUUCAAGUACCCAUUCUGUAGACGAAAUCCAAAUAACAGAGGGACAAAACAGGCAGUUGAUACAACUAGAUAGUGCCGAAACAAUUAAAACAGACAACGUUGAACCAGAAAGUUCUCCAAUCGAACAAAUACAUAAUAUUGAACCAGCUUUGGUACCUGAAGAUAUUGAACCAAUAUUGAAAAACGAAGAAGGUAACGUUGAUCAAUCAACAGACAAACAAAUCAAUUUACCCUUAUCACAUCCUGAUACUGUUGUUCAGUCGACAAUUUUCGAAGACGAUGGUCAUAAAGAUAACAUCGAUUCUCCAAAAGCAGUGGAUUCUGAGAUCCAUACUGCGGAAGAUGUGGGGAAUAACGAAAAUAUUCAACUCGCCACAACUAACAACGAAGUAGUAGACUCCGAACAAAAAGACGUGCCCUUGAACAAAGAAACUUCUAUAAUGCAAUCUCCUGAACUAACUUCGCCGAAAAAGUCGGAAUCACUAGAUGAAACAACACAAAAAACUGAGGCUGAUACUGAGUCCCAAGAUAUCGAACAAAAUGUAAUAACCGAACAAGGUACAAUUGGAAAAGAUUCCAAUGAUGGUGAACAUGAAACAAACAUCAGUGGGCCUACUACCCAGGAGUCAGUUCAUUCUACGCAUACGGAUUUACAAGACGGUUCACAGCAACAAGUAGAGGAACAAAACGCGACGCAGAGUCACUCGGGAAAAGAAGAACAAAAUUGUCCGAGAUGUGAUGGCGAGGAGCUUUUAUCUAGUGUGAGGAGUGAGUCAAUUCCUGUUACCAAUGCUCAAGUUUGUGAUAUUAAUAAUUUGGAAGAUACUUUACCGACAAGAUCUACUGGAGCAGUGGGGAACCAAGAGUCAGAUAACGAGGACGACGAUUCUUAUCCGGAUGAUGAGAUCCAACAAAGAGCCAAUACCGAAUCGGAUGAAGGUGAUAAGCAAUCAUAUACUCCUAACAAUAUUGAUUCUCACCAAAAACAAGAAGAACCAAACAAAAAGCAACAAGUGGAUGGAGGUGCAUGGAAAUUUUAUUCACUUUUGGCAUUAAAGCUGAAACAAUCUUUUUCCAUCCGGGUGUACAAUGCGGAAGAUAAUAGUACGAAUGAACAAAAAUUUGAAAGUAAUAAGAAAUCUAUUAUUGCAGAAGCAAACGAUGAAUCCCAAGCGCAAGUUGAGGAACACAAUGAUAAAACGCUAGCGUCAGAGACAGAUCAGUCUCUCCAGCGACGAGUCAACGACAAAUUUAUUUCGCCACGGCAGAAAACAUUAUCUAGUUCAUCAGAAGAACCAACAUCUGCGCCCGAGCCCGCAGUCGAAGAAAAGCCUGAGGAAGCAAGUACAGAACAAGCUUCGGAACAAGCAACAGCUGAAGCGGAACCUGCAGCAGCAGAAGAGCCUUCAGCACCACCAGCUGAUGAACCUGCAGCUGAUGCUGGCGCCGGUGGAGGAGAAUAGACAUAUUGUAGGCUCAUGGAAUACUCUGAAUUUUAUGAACCAUUCAUGAACGUUUCUUGUCAACUAACUCCACAAAUACAGUUCAAGUUAAAAAGAAAAUAAUAAUAGUAAAAUAAUUUCAUCAAUUUUUGCGAUAAACUCUUUACAAUACGUUUCAUUACAUUUAUAGAUUAUAUUAUUUCUUCUACAUUAUUUGUUUUUAUAAGUAUUUGUGAUUAUGCACAAAAUUCCGAAGAAAAAAAACAUUUGACAACUUUAUUUUUACUCCAUGCUCAUCGACCUGGAUAUGUUAAAUCAAAUCAACUGAAUUCGUCUGCUUUUGUAUUAACAACUUAUUGAUGAUAAACGAAGCGCAUAACAAGCCCAGAUACCAUUGGAUUGCUGUGGACAUGUCAUAGUGUUUUCAUGUGUAUGCGUAAAGUCAUACAUUUUUGUCCUUGCUAUGAUACAUGAUCGGUAACAUGAAAUUAGACUGGGUUUAUAAGUGAAAAAUGGCUGUUAUUAAAUACUUAAUAUAAUAUAUGUUUUUUAAAAUAACGUAAAUGAUGAUAUUACGAGUAAAUAGACCAUAUGCUCCUCGUGAAUUUACAUUGCAUUCCAACUCAGUUGAUAGCAGAAAAGCGUCGAGUUUACACUCAUGUUUUGUGAUUGUCUUUCAUAAUAUUGAAUGAGUACUUGCUUAGCAUUAUCUCUAUAAUAUUACUGUGAAGUUGUUUGUUACAAAUUUAUUCUUAUUAUACUCAAAGUCUGUACACCGUAAACUUUCACACGCUAGCAUCACCUCACAGUUAUCUUCGAUUAUUAUUAGAACGCUGAUUUAUAAUUUUGCGUAUGGAUUUGUCAAGUUUAGUUUUCUGUGUUUAUAGUUUUUAGUUUAUGUUUUUCAGAAUCAGAUUUUCACAACGAGAUAAAUCAAAUAACAAUACAAAGUUCAUAUAUAUAUAUAUAUAUUGACAUUGUUCUCUAAUCCAUUAAAUCUAUGUUGGAAAAAGUUGCGGAAAUGUUAGCUUAUUAUUUUAUGAACAUAUCGUAGUUAUGAUAGGUACUUAAAAUUGCACUUUCAUUGAUAUUAAUUGUUUUCACACGUGUUAUUACAUAAACAAAAACAGAUCCCAUUGUUUUUACAAUGCACAUUGGUAAGGUAUUGGUAUUUGCUAUAUUUAAUGAAAAUGAUAUAAACUAUUUCGAAUUUUUAACCGGUUUUUAAAAUUGCUAGAUAAUAAUAUCUAUUUGACCGUAAAUUACUUCUCCACGCUAAUUUUUACUGGGUCAUAUAUCAAAUUUAAAGCCACACAGCCACGCUACUGACACAAUGUAGGUAAUUCUUCUAUGAUAUACUUUAUCGGCAUCAGUUUCCGCCCUAUUCAAACAGUUAAUGAAAAGAAUCUUUGAUAUCGAAUAAAUUGCUGCAUCUUUUUUUAAAUUUUUGCUUAAGUGUUAUUAUGGACUGGUAUAUACAACUUGGACUUCUGGUAAUUUUUUGUUUGUUUGUAGAACAAAAUGGUAUUAUAAUAUAAAACAGCGAGAUAGACUUAUUUUCAUCUUUUGAAUUUAUUUUGAAUAUCUAUUACUGUUCGAUGAAAUUAUAUUAAAUAUAUAUUAUAAUUUUCAUUUUAUAUUAUUUGACUCGUCCUGUUAAUUUUAAUCGGAAUAGAUAUUAUGGAAAUGUAUCAAUAAAUUCAUUAUUUUUGUAUGUAAA
Molecule: messenger RNA, 6437 nt
Organism: Styela clava
Lineage: Eukaryota; Metazoa; Chordata; Ascidiacea; Stolidobranchia; Styelidae
Source: RefSeq, a predicted model, not a curated record